Messenger RNA from Juglans microcarpa x Juglans regia, 2596 nucleotides. RefSeq names its product protein transport protein Sec61 subunit alpha-like. Gene Ontology annotation, molecular function: signal sequence receptor activity; transmembrane protein transporter activity; ribosome binding. NCBI's taxonomy places the organism in Eukaryota, Viridiplantae, Streptophyta, Magnoliopsida, Fagales, Juglandaceae. Gene Ontology annotation, cellular component: Sec61 translocon complex; membrane. Bases 784 to 2214 code for a protein of 476 amino acids. Gene Ontology annotation, biological process: post-translational protein targeting to membrane, translocation; SRP-dependent cotranslational protein targeting to membrane, translocation. The record is from RefSeq and is a predicted model, not a curated record. The transcript has 7 exons.
CUCUCUUUUUUUCUUUCAGUAUUUUGAUGGUUCUCCUCGUUGUCUUCUUUUAUACAUUGCACGAUCCACAUUAUUGAUCUGAGAAAGUUCUCACGGUUUUCUGUGCUCUAUUGAUUUCAAUUCAUAUUUCUUCCUCGGAAAAUAUCAAGGUGUCCAGAUUAUUUAUCCGUUGAAAAUUCCUGAUAUUUUAAAUCAAAUAACGUUUUCUGAUCCAAUUCCUUAGCUUUAUGCAUGCUUGGUUUUUUAUUCCGUAUUUGGGUUGUAGAUCUCGUAGCAUUAUGUUCUUCUGUUAAUUUGUUUCUUUUAUAGAUAUUCUAACGCUGCGUUUUACGUGCUCUCUCUAUUUCAUCGUCCCUGCUUUUGCGACUACUAAAAUUAAUUUACAUUUUCUUUGUUCCUUGGAGCAUGAAAUUUCAAAACAGUUUGUUGUGGUCCAAUUUGUCGCUAACGUGGGAUUAGCUAACGAACUUUUUUUCCCAUUUUUAAAAUGUUAGCAGCAUAUUCCUUGGUUUCAAUGGUUUCAGCUCUCUCUCUCUCUCUCUCUCUCUCUCGUGUUGCAUAGUUCAUGCUUUGUGAGUGUAAUAAUGCAUUCAGUCAAAUAGGGCGACGAAUUCCUCCCUGUUAAAAUAUGAGACCAACUAGUUGGCGAAUGGCGAUGGACUGGUUCGUGACUAUUAGGAGGUAUUCGGAAACUACUUAUGUCAGUGCCGUUGUACACAGGCACGGUGAUAUCCAAGUCCGCAUCGUAAAAUCAGGUCCUUGGUUUAGUUCUCACUGUUCAAGAUGGGAGGAGGAUUUAGAGUGCUGCACCUGGUCAGGCCAUUUCUCUCAUUUCUGCCAGAGGUUCAGAGUGCUGACAGGAAGAUUCCCUUCAGAGAGAAAGUCAUAUACACAGUCAUUUCUCUUUUCAUCUUUCUAGUUUGCAGUCAGCUUCCUCUGUAUGGAAUACACUCAACAACGGGUGCCGAUCCAUUUUAUUGGAUGCGUGUUAUUCUUGCAUCAAACCGUGGGACUGUGAUGGAGCUUGGAAUCACCCCUAUUGUGACAUCUGGGCUAGUCAUUCAACUCUUGGCUGGUUCUAAAAUCAUUGAAGUGGACAACAGUGUCCGUGAGGAUCGUGCCCUCUUAAAUGGGGCACAAAAGUUGUUAGGAAUCCUGAUUGCAGUUGGUGAAGCCGUUGCGUAUGUCCUAUCUGGGAUGUAUGGUAGUGUUGGUCAACUCGGUGUUGGGAAUGCCAUUCUUAUCAUUAUUCAGCUUUGUUUUGCUGGAAUUAUUGUUAUCUGCCUAGAUGAACUUCUCCAGAAGGGAUAUGGUUUGGGCUCUGGGAUCUCCCUUUUCAUAGCUACCAACAUCUGUGAAAACAUUAUUUGGAAAGCUUUUAGCCCCACAACUAUCAACAGUGGCCGGGGAGCUGAAUUUGAAGGUGCUGUUAUUGCUUUGUUUCAUCUACUUAUAACUAGGAGCGACAAAGUUCGUGCUCUUCGAGAGGCUUUUUAUCGGCAGAACCUUCCCAACGUUACUAAUUUGCUUGCUACGGUUUUGAUCUUCCUAAUUGUCAUCUACUUCCAAGGUUUCCGAGUAGUUCUGCCUGUUAGAUCAAAGAAUGCUCGAGGGCAACAGGGAUCAUAUCCGAUUAAACUUUUCUACACCUCCAACAUGCCUAUAAUUCUCCAAUCAGCCCUUGUUUCCAAUCUUUAUUUCAUCUCCCAGCUGCUAUACAGGAGGUACAGUGGAAAUUUCUUUGUAAAUCUGUUGGGUAAGUGGAAGGAAUCUGAAUAUUCAGGUGGCCAGUUUAUUCCAGUCGGCGGUCUUGCUUACUAUGUCACUCCACCAGCAAGCUUGGCAGAUAUGGCAGCCCAUCCAUUCCAUGCUCUAUUCUAUCUGGUGUUUAUGCUUUCAGCUUGUGCACUCUUCUCUAAAACUUGGAUUGAAGUGUCUGGGUCUUCUGCCCGAGAUGUUGCUAAGCAGCUUAAGGAACAACAAAUGGUGAUGCCAGGACAUCGUGAUUCAAACUUACAGAAGGAAUUGAAUCGCUACAUACCUACUGCAGCCGCAUUUGGUGGGAUGUGCAUUGGUGCACUCACAGUGCUGGCGGAUUUCAUGGGAGCAAUUGGCUCAGGAACUGGGAUAUUGCUUGCUGUUACAAUAAUCUAUCAGUACUUCGAGACAUUUGAGAAGGAAAGAGCGAGUGAGCUGGGGUUCUUUGGCUUUUAAACCGUAGUUGUCUGUUUUAGGGAAUGCUAGCUCUUUUAGGUGGUGCUGAUGAACUUCCCGUCAGUUUUGAUGAACUGAAAGAUGAGUAGGCCCUUCCUCGACAAACCGUGGAUGGAGGUCAAUACGUAGUUUGGUUAUGGUUAUUGACUUGCUACGCCUCUUAAUUUCAUGGAGUUACGUAGCAGACCGGGGAAGUUAAGCAUAACUGUCUGCAAAAGAGAACUUUUUUUGUUUUUUAGUUAUCUCGUUGCAUAAUCGAUGUUGUUUAGUUGCAUGCUGCCAGAGAAACUCUGAAUCCGGAGGUUCCCCAUAAUUUGGGUGUUAUAAAUUAAGACACAGGAGAUACCCAUUGAAAUAAAGUUUCCUUCAAUCAUUUAAUAUA